Trypanosoma brucei brucei TREU927 is the source of this 2322-nucleotide messenger RNA. RefSeq lists its product as hypothetical. The transcript has a single exon. NCBI's taxonomy places the organism in Eukaryota, Euglenozoa, Kinetoplastea, Trypanosomatida, Trypanosomatidae. Bases 1 to 2322 code for a protein of 773 amino acids. The record is from RefSeq and is a predicted model, not a curated record.
AUGAAGCGGCAUAUGCACGACAGAAUGCGGCAUGCUUCUCGUGAUCCCCGGCGGCAAAGCACAAGGGAAGCUAUCAUGCUCAGUGCAUGCACUAAAAAGCCCAAGAAACGGUUAUUCACGUAUUCACAAUGGUGUUCACUGUUGAGAAGAAGGCGAAGAGUGGCUUUGAGGCGUCGCCCCACUACUCGUCGGCGGUUGUUGCGCCGUAUUUUUGCGUUACGGUAUGGUAAGUAUCAGAAACCACUCUGCAACUGCGCGAUGCCUAAUCAUGGAACCAUUCUCACAGGAGCUGUCCCCGGUAGAACUUCGAUUUUAUGGCUACCAUCCCAUUGGUACAUGCGUCGGCGGUUUCAUUACUGUGUGGAAAAGGCAAAGGUCUCCCCCUGUCCAAACCCAGAACCCGAUCUGGCCAUUGUAGGUGGAGGCAGCGGUAGAGGUACGCCUUCCUGCACCGUCACACUGAGAAUCGCCGUGCCCCUUAAAUGUCAGAGGAAGCAACACCGAAUAUUACAGCGUUGGGUCGCGAGAUUGCCCACUUUUGUUUCCUCACAGAUGACUUCAAAAGUUGUGAGACAGCACAGGGGCAAGUUAACGGCUGUCCCACCACCCAUGUGCUUCGUUGCUGAAAGGUCUCACAUGUGCGUGUGGCGCCUGCAGCAGCUGAACAUGGAGAGGCGUUUUUCGCCAGAGGAGCUAAUGAAUCUACUAAUAAUGCGUACGAAUGAAAACCCGCCGGCCAUGGGUUACACUAAAAGUUUUCGCCUUAGCAAAACAACCCCGGAUCCCACCGGCGGAACAUGGCAAACCAACGGCUGUAGUGUCUACUACGGCUACGUGUGGUCUGCCGCCGCCAAAGCCGCUGGUUACCCGUUCCCACAGGAUGCUUGCACGGUACAAUCAAACCCUGUAGUUGCUGUGACACUGGUGCUUGUGCGCGAUGGAAAAGUGGGAAGAGGAGAUACAUACUACUUGAUUGCGCCUUGUCCAGUGUAUUUCGGCCCACAAGCGCGGCGACACCUCAGCUUCUGUCUCAUUUCGCACUGGAAUCCAUGCCCGGCGGUGGGUUUUCUGAGUUCCAUGUUAGAGGUCUGGUGUUGUGCUGGGGCAGCCGCACAGGAAUGUGGUGAAAAAGCGGUUCUGCCCAGCCAUUCAUGGGUGCGGCAGCGAGUAGACAAGGCAAUGAUGAGAUGGCACUCUGCAACAGCUGGGAAGAGCGAGAGUAGCGAGUUUUUGGAGGCUGAAAAUUCAAAUGUUUUUCUUUCAACUAAGUCAUCAUCCCUGACGCCAACAAAAAGGGCGUUAGGAGGCGUCAAGGUGUUUACUUUCCCAUCGUUUCCGCCAUUUACGGACAUUGUUGACUGUACCAGUUUUCCCAUCCACCAAUGUGUGGUGACAGUACUUGCGGUUUCUGUACGCCGCAUUCGUAAUGCUGACGCCCUUGGUAGUAGUAGGACGUGCAACACGUGGUCGUACCGCGCCUGCCACUUCCAGCUUUCGAGGCAUUUGUUCUCCAGUGUCGUGUCACCAGUUGCGGCCACGUGGAGGCAAUGGUGUGACGAUUCUGAAGAGGUUGCCGGGACCGUGGGGCUAUGCAGGAGUAAUGGUUACGCAUACUCCGCACGGGCGAUCGGCGAAGAGGAACGAGAAACUUUGCAACUACUCUCCGGGUGCUACGCGUUGUUCGGCAGGGAAAGUGCACGGAAUGUCUGGCGCAAUUCGGGGGUGGCACGUCUGUACCAUUCGCCCUCCAAUGCCCACCAACGUGUCCUUUUGAAAUUUUCGGCAAGAGGGGGGCGGCAACAUCAGGAAGUGGGAGGUGCACUUUUGCUUUUGAAACCGAAGGAUCAGGAAGAGAGUGGUGCAACUCUGUGCGUCACCAUUCCGGAGCUUACGCGCAUCGGCACCAUUGCUACAGCCCCAUUUUUUUCUAUGCGUUUUGGUUGUUGCCUUGCCUACGCGUGGGUUUGGGACCACGCUGGCUGGAAGUCUCUAAUUUCUGAUCAUUGCAGGCGGGCGGUGAGUGGCUCUAGAAGCAGUCAACGUGGGGAUGUUGUGAAUGAGGGCAGUGUGGAGGAUCCCAACAGCAAAAAUACUGAGUGUUGUUUCGUGUGCAGUAACAAUGGUCUUCUUGCCUUACUACCGUAUCUGCGAGAAGUUCCCACGUCAUGCAAAGGAGGUCGGACAACAGUACCUGGCAAGACGAAGCGGGGAAAGGUAACCACUGCAAUGAAGAUGAAAAAAUGGAAAGAAGUGCAAUCUAAAUUAUGCGACAUUGAUGUCUGCACUCCGGUUGAUAUUGUCAGACUCACUGCCAGAAGCUAA